AUGCAUGCGCAGGUCUCAAAUGAGAUCUUCCAAUCUACCGACUGCGAUGAGAUAUAUGCGCUGGGGAUCGACCCCGACGCUGGAUAUAUGGAGGUCUCUCGAGGACUUGAUGUCCAAAAACAAAACCCAGCCAGCAGGGUCAAGAUGACUUUGAACCGAGAGACCAGUCUCCACUUCCAAUGA
This is a messenger RNA of Penicillium pulvis, 183 nucleotides long. RefSeq lists its product as uncharacterized. The record is from RefSeq and is a predicted model, not a curated record. The transcript has a single exon. Bases 1 to 183 code for a protein of 60 amino acids. NCBI's taxonomy places the organism in Eukaryota, Fungi, Ascomycota, Eurotiomycetes, Eurotiales, Aspergillaceae.